Molecule: messenger RNA, 1224 nt
Organism: Cololabis saira (Pacific saury)
Lineage: Eukaryota; Metazoa; Chordata; Actinopteri; Beloniformes; Belonidae
Product: heat shock protein beta-1
Exons: 4
Coding region: 151-1110 (319 amino acids)
Biological process (GO): response to heat; protein refolding
Molecular function (GO): protein folding chaperone
Source: RefSeq, a predicted model, not a curated record
CUAUAUAAAAGCCCCUCGGAGACUCACCUCCCAGCACACUUAGCUUUACGUGGAUUUCUUUAAUCAUCCACUUGUUUAUUCAGACGAUUUCAGCUCCUAGCGCUUCCCCCAGGUCCCCAGGACUCCGUGAGAGAUACUCUGUCCAGGAAUAUGAGCGAGCAGGCCGCCGCAGAGAUGCCGUGUGGGGACUACGACAGGGCCACCGCCUGGUACCCGCUGAGGAAGUGGUGGCAGCCCGGUCGGCCCGUGAGUCGGGAGCUCGGCCUGCCGCCUUUCCUGGAGGCGGGGGACCCCCGCUGGAUGGAUGUGGACCGGCUCCAGAGGAGUUUCUGCUCGUGGCUGGGCUACAUUCCCACUCCGCUGUUCGUGCCCUACAUCUCUGAGUCCAUGGCUCAGCCGGGCCAGAAGAUCAGCAAGUGGAGGGUCAGCCUGGACGUGGCCCAGUUUUCCACCUCAGAGGUCUCAGUCAGCGUCAGAGAUGGAUUCCUGGAAGUCGGAGGGAAACACGAGGAGAGGCUGGACGAGCACGGAUCUGUCGCCAGAUGUUUCACAAAGAAGUACAGGCUCCCAGCUGAAGUGGACGUCACCAAAAUCGUGUCCACGCUGUCGGCGGACGGAAUCCUGACUGUGGAGGCCCCAGUUCCCGAAGCCGCGUUUCCCGCCGCCGUCAUCAUUCCAGUGAAGGUGGAGGUUGAGGCUGCUGGAGAUCAGGAAGUGAAAGAAAACCAGCAGGAGGAGUCCCAGUCGGAGGUUCGGGAGGAUCAGGACCAAGCUGCCGGCACCAGCGCCGAGCUGGAACACGAGGGCAUGGAGGCCCGGGACCAGCCGGCUGGAGAGGCUGAUCCUUCAGCGCCUGCAGAUGAGGAAAGCACAGAGAGUCUGCAGCAAUCUCCCGUGCUGCAAGAAACUCUGGAAAGCCACGAAAUAAUGGAAACAUCCGAGCAGCUGGAACAGACAGAACAAGCCGUGGAGGUAGAGAUCCCUGUAACGGUGGAGGUGGCCCAGGAGCUCGUCCAGCCUGAGCAGCCGGAGCUGGGUGAGAGUCCGCCGAGCGACGUCCAGAGCCCGGAGCCAGAGGCCGCCGACGUGAAGCAAGUGCACAUCCAGUGAACAGAAGCACGUGACCCUGCAUUGCUUGGCUUCCCAAACGCAUCCGACCCGGUGGCUAAAACACGCGUGACCAUGCUGGCUUUGGAGCUCCAAUAAAGCACUAGUGUCUCAAAA